AUGGGCAAGCUCCUGCUGCUUCUCCUGCUACUUGGAGCUUUUUCUUUUGUGUUCAUCCAAGCUAAAACUACAGUGUGCAUGGUCUGCAACUCUUUUAAAAGAGGACAUUGUUUGUCAGGCAAGAGCAACUGCACUACUAUGUACAGCCCUGGAUGCAGAACCAGGAAUUUCUUCAUAUUCUCGCAUACAGGCAAGUGGGUCCACAAUCAUACCAAACUGGACUGCUCUAGUGCGUGUUUGGCUGAAAACAUGUAUGAAGGAAGAUUGAAGAUAUCUACCUUUUGCUGCAAAGGUGAAGAUUUCUGUAAUAAAUAUCACGGUCAAGUAGUGAAAAAGGAUGUUUACUAA
Molecule: messenger RNA, 348 nt
Organism: Acomys russatus (golden spiny mouse)
Lineage: Eukaryota; Metazoa; Chordata; Mammalia; Rodentia; Muridae
Product: prostate and testis expressed protein 2-like
Exons: 3
Coding region: 1-348 (115 amino acids)
Source: RefSeq, a predicted model, not a curated record